This is a messenger RNA of Salvia hispanica, 814 nucleotides long. Lineage: Eukaryota; Viridiplantae; Streptophyta; Magnoliopsida; Lamiales; Lamiaceae. The record is from RefSeq and is a predicted model, not a curated record.
AUUGCUGCGCUUUCAAAUUUUGAUCUCCCAAAAUUUCUCAAAAACCUCUGCAUAAUUUUCUUUUGUAAAACUUUCUGCAACCUCCAUGCCGAUCAACACAGGCGGCGGGAGAUCUCUUUGCAGCGACAGGCCCAGAACCGCCAGGAACCUAAGAGGAUUCGAAGCGCAGCGAUGGUUCGCGACAGAAUGGAUGAUCGAUGUUCCCGACCGCUUGAAUUCGGACUGGUAUGUAUGCGCUAGACCGGCUGGGAAACAUUGUUUGUGGUGUCAUCUAACGGUUAUUAGGUUACGAAAUGGUUGUUUGCUGCAUCAUUUUCCAUCUGCUUUACCCAAUGGAGCCAGUACCAAUAAUAGCAGCAGGUCUGGCCAAUCUUCUUGUAUACUUGACUGUAUAUUUCACGAGCUACAAGCUGAUCAGACUUACUACGUAAUUGACAUGGUUUGCUGGGCAGGAAUGCCAAUGUAUGAAUGCACCACCGUGUUCAGAUUUUUCUUGUUGAGCAGCAAGCUUGCAAUGAUACUUCACCUUAUGCAUAAAUACAGGUUCAUGACUCUGCUCGUAUACAACUGCGACAAGGAGGUUUUGUUCUACAAUAAACAUGCACAUUAUGAAUCAGGAAAUACCCCUUUGGUAUUAGUCUGGAAGGAUGAGAGUUGUGGCCGAUAUGUUCUUGAUACAGAUAGUAAUGGGAAGAUUUCGAAUCAGUAAUAGUUAGUGUAGGAGCUACUAGAUGAUGGGAGAAUGGCUACCUUAGAGUAUCCUCCUGUUAUAUAUGGUUGCCUGGACAAUGAUUUCGUUGAAAAGGUUUGUUAG